UUUGCCUGGUCAUCCUGAGGGUAUUUGUCAUAUUCCAAUGUAUCCAACAUUUAAUGAAAAAAUGAGACAAAUUUUAAUUUCUUCCCUUUCAAAAACAAAAUUAAAUUACCAAACAAAAGGAACUCUUGUUUGUGUAGAAGGGCCUAGAUUCUCUACGAGGGCUGAAAGUGAGGUUUUUCGUCAAUGGAAGGCUGAUCUUAUUGGAAUGACACUUUGCCCUGAAGUAGUUUUAGCUAAAGAAUUGGGCAUUCCUUAUGCUUCUUUAGCUGCUGUAACAGAUUAUGAUUGUUGGAAAGAUAGUGAAGAAGGGGUUAAUAUCGAUUUAGUAGCUGAAAUUAUGAAAAGAAAUUCUGAAAAUUUAAAAGAAAUAUUAUUUAAUGCAAUAAUUGAUAUUGGUGGAAGAAAAGAAGAAUUAUUAAAAGAAAUUAAUGAAACUAAAGAAUUGGCAAUAAAAUCUGUAAUGGAUGGAGGUUGUAAACUUGAUUUUGAACAUAUUUGA
Meloidogyne enterolobii is the source of this 499-nucleotide messenger RNA. The record is from the annotation of a GenBank genome assembly. Lineage: Eukaryota; Metazoa; Nematoda; Chromadorea; Rhabditida; Meloidogynidae.